AUACCUUUUUCACAUUAUAGACUUGGAAAAUUAUCCACGCGAAAAAUUUCCAAAUUUGCGAUAUGUGGAGUUGCCGAUACCAGCCGAUGACGUUUGUGUACGUGUAAGCUAGAAAUUUGUAUUUUUGGACAAGUUGUGUGAUUGUGAAGUCAGUGAAGUGAUCAUCAAUACAUCCGUAUAUUUCCUCAGCAUGGAGUAAAGUAUCUUGUUUCUUCAAUAAUUGAGUCAUUUUAUUAAUUCGAAUUAGCCAUGGCAGACUUGGGAGAAAUUGUUAAAGAAGCUGUGUCUAAUGCUACUCAAAAUGCUACGGAAACUGUCGGCAAAAAAACUCCGGCGACGAUGGAAGGAAUGGCUGUUGCAUAUGGAAGUUUAGUAGUGAUGGCUGUAUUUCCUGUAUUUUUCGGUGCUGUAAGAUCGGUCAAGUUCCAUAAAGUAAAACUUCAGAAAGAAAAGACAACUGGACAAGCUUCUGAUAAGAUGAGUUACUCCGAUGCUGCUAUGUUUCCGUUCUUGGCUAGUGGGACAUUACUUGUGUUGUAUACCAUUUUCAAAGUAUUCUCGAAAGAAGAUUUGAAUCGUAUUAUUACUGCUUACUUUUAUUGUUUGGGAGUGUUCGCUUUAUGUCAUUUAUUGAGUCCACUGAUUGCAAAAUUGAUACCGGGAUCAAUUGAAAACGUAUCUUAUCGUCUCAAGUUCACCAAGGGGACUGGCAGAACACGAGUUAAUAGUAUUGAUUAUUCAUUCACUACACAUGAUGUGAUUUGUUUAGUGUUUUGUAGUCUUCUAGGAUUAUGGUAUUUGAUACAAAAGCAUUGGAUCGCUAAUAAUCUUUUUGGAAUCGCGUUCGCCAUAAACGGCGUUGAAAUGCUGUUAUUGAAUAACAUGUCUACAGGAUGUAUCUUAUUGGGAGGAUUAUUCAUUUACGAUAUAUUUUGGGUAUUUUACACGGACGUUAUGGUAACGGUGGCCAAAUCUUUUGAAGCUCCUAUCAAGUUGGUCUUCCCUCAAGAUUUUCUAGAAAACGGAAUCUCUGCUAGUAAUUUUGCCAUGUUAGGUCUCGGAGAUAUUGUUGUACCUGGAAUUUUCAUCGCUUUGUUGUUACGUUUUGAUCAUAGCUUGAAUCGAAAAAGAAAUACGUACUUUAAUGCUUCAUUUUUCGCUUACGUAUUGGGACUGUCAGUUACAAUUUUUGUAAUGCAUAUGUUCAAACAUGCUCAACCGGCUUUACUGUAUCUGGUGCCCGCUUGUCUUGGUAUUCCUACCCUGAUUGCAUUAAUUAAUGGCGAUAUCUCAGCGUUGUUCAAAUAUGAGGAUUUACCGAAGCAACCUGAAAAUGAAAAAACUGGCAAGGAAAAGAAGAAUAAAAACCAAGGAGAUAGUAAAUCAAAUUCACAGGCUCCUGAAGUGAAAAAUGCUUCGAACAAUGUUUCUAAAAAGAAAUCUCAAAAUUCUGUAUCCCCGAAAGACAAAAAGAAAAAAUAAUUACGUUUUUGAAUGUAUGACAAUAACUGAUGCUGGUUAUCUAUCGACAAAUAUCUCUUAAAAUCAAUGUUCAGUUUGGUUGAAGUGCUUCCGCGAAGACAUGAUUUGACGGUAUAAUCGGACACUGGAGCAUGAACGAAUUUCUUAAGAAGAAAAAGAUUGUUUUCGGUUAUGUUAAGUGUUGUUUCAUUUUUUGUAAAUAUUUAUUACAUUUUGUAUUUUAUUUGUAAUUUUGUUUCUAUAAUUACCUUUUGUUUUGUUUUGUUCACUUUAUUUUGUGUAAAGUAUUUUGUGCUUCUUUUCGUGUCAAGUCGAAUGUGCUUGAUAAAAACUUCCAUUUUUCAAAUAGCUUCCAUCUAAUCACAAAAGUUUAAAUUUGAUAUCUCUGUUCCUGAGUAUGCUUAUUUUAUCGUUUGAAUUAUAUUUAAUUUUAAUUGGAAAAUCGUUUAUGUGUAUUUUGAUUGAUGAAUGUAUUGAAUUGUAAUGUUACCUUUAUAAAAAUGUUGAAAUUUCUCAUGAAGUCAACUGUAUAAUUUGACGAGGUAUGAAUUUUUUAGAUUAAUUUUUCCAAGACUGUUACAUAUGUGUAUUUAGCAUUUUUUGUAUUGUCAUCAAUGACUUAAUCGAUGCUUUUAAGCUGCUAAAAUUGAAUUUAUCAACGCGUCGCCACGUUGUCUCGGGCAACUUGAAACAAAUCAUAAUUAUUUUAAGCGUUUUCAUUUACUAGGUAACUUUACCUAUAAAUAUUCUGUACGCGAGCUCUUCCGAUGCCGGCCUGUACUUCGGAAGUUAAUAAAAUUGUGAUUUUUAA
Messenger RNA from Planococcus citri (citrus mealybug), 2293 nucleotides. RefSeq names its product minor histocompatibility antigen H13. The transcript has 8 exons. The coding region runs from base 250 to 1482 and encodes 410 amino acids. Lineage: Eukaryota; Metazoa; Arthropoda; Insecta; Hemiptera; Pseudococcidae. Gene Ontology annotation, molecular function: aspartic endopeptidase activity, intramembrane cleaving. The record is from RefSeq and is a predicted model, not a curated record. Gene Ontology annotation, biological process: membrane protein proteolysis. Gene Ontology annotation, cellular component: lumenal side of endoplasmic reticulum membrane; cytoplasmic side of endoplasmic reticulum membrane; membrane.